AUGGCAAUUUCUAUGGAGAUGCAGCAAUCAUCAGCUGCGCAUAAUGAUAUCGACGAUGCAUAUGCAAAACAUGAUAUGGAGUAUGUGGAGAGGGCAGCGGACGCGUCCGACAAGGGCGAUUCUGCUGCAGAUAGAGCACAAUUAUCCAAACCACACCGUGAUUAUUUGAUGGAGCAACAUGGCACGUUGGAUCUCGAUCCCAUACCUGCAAUGGACCCUGCGGAUCCCUACAAUUGGCCAAAAUGGAAGAAAAUGACGAACCUUAUCUUAGUCGCCUUCCAUGCAUGCAUGGGAACCUUUGCAGCAGCCGGUAUCAUCCCCGCAUAUUCGAAUAUUUCAGAGAUGUACGAUGUUUCCAAUCAAUCGGCAAGUUAUUUGACUUCGCUACAAAUUGCGGUCUUGGGUGGGGCACCGCUUUUCUGGAAGCCUCUAUCCCAUCGCUUUGGUCGUCGUCCUAUAUUUCUUAUCUCCUUGCUCUGCAGCCUUGUAUGCAAUAUUGGGUGCGCGAAAAGUACUACUUAUGGUGCGACCGCUGCGUGUAGAGCUCUUGCGGCGUUCUUUAUUGCCCCGGCUUCUGCUAUUGGGAGUGCUGUGGUGAUGGAGACAACCUUUAAGAAGGAUCGCGCUCGGUAUAUGGGUAUUUGGACCGUGAUGAUUACCCUGGGAGUUCCUCUUGGGCCCUUCAUCUUUGGCUUUGUUACUUAUCGGGUUGGCUAUGAGUGGAUAUAUUGGGUUUUAGCCAUUAUUAACGGUGUUCAGUUUAUCCUCUACCUAUUCUUUGGACCCGAAACUCGCUACGUGAACAGUGGUGAAUGGCGGGACGAAUCAACUUUCAGGAGAGAAUACAUUUCGAUCCGUCGCAUUGACCCUAUGCCUUUCACAUGGUAUGAGUUUGUCAAGCCAUUGACCCUGUUCACCCAACCAUCCGUCAUAAUACCUACCUGUGCCUACGCCAUGGUCUUCCUUUUCAGCAAUAUCAUGACAACUGUCGAGAUCCCAGCUCUUCUACAGACAAAGUUCGACCUCAAUGCGGAACAGGUUGGCAUGCAGUUUCUUGGUAUGAUCAUUGGAUCUGUUAUUGGCGAGCAAAUGGGCGGAAACCUAUCAGAUUACUGGAUGAGAAUGCGAGGAAAGCGAGUGCAUGGAGUAGCAGAACCCGAAUUCCGGCUUUGGUUAAGCUACUUCGGAUUUGCUCUUACAUGUGUGGGAUUGAUCAUCUUCCUUGUUUGUACGCAGGAGGCUCCUGCAGGAACUUGGACAGUCUCACCUAUAAUUGGAACAGGAAUUGCUGGUGCGGGAAGUCAAUUGGUCACAACAGUAAUGGUCACUUAUGCCAUUGAUUGCCAUUCUCAUGAAGCCGCCAGCGUAGGCGUUUUUAUAACUUUUGUUCGACAGAUUUGGGGCUUCCUUGGUCCGUUCUGGUUUACCUCAUUAUUUGACAGCGUUGGUGUGGCUGCCAGCGCAGGCGUUGUUUGCGGCAUGAUCGUGGCUGUCAGUGUGAUCCCGACUAUCGUACUCCAAGCUUAUGGUGGCAAGUGGAGACAGAAGAAUGCGGAAGUUGUCUAUUAA
This is a messenger RNA of Penicillium angulare, 1569 nucleotides long. RefSeq lists its product as uncharacterized. The transcript is spliced from 4 exons. Gene Ontology annotation, molecular function: transmembrane transporter activity. Lineage: Eukaryota; Fungi; Ascomycota; Eurotiomycetes; Eurotiales; Aspergillaceae. Gene Ontology annotation, biological process: transmembrane transport. The coding region runs from base 1 to 1569 and encodes 522 amino acids. The record is from RefSeq and is a predicted model, not a curated record.